CCGUUUCCAAGAGAGGGAAAGUUUGAUUGAUAAAUAUUUUGCAUAUUUUUAAAAAAGUAUUAUUUCUUUUCUAUUAUAUACAUUUAGAAUAAAAUGUUGGGCGAUAUAGACGAAACUUCAAAUGCAGAACAAUUAUUAGAACCUCAGAUAACAUCCUCAGAUCCAAAUGAAAGAAAAUUGGCGAGAAGAUUACGUAUUGAGCGACGAUGGGAAGCAGUAAAAAAGAGUAAACAGGGUGACUAUGACUCAGAAAUUUCAACGGAAGAACUGACACCUGUUCAAAUACAAUUACAAAAAAGCGCAGAAAUUUUACAAAAAUUUUUAAUCGAAGGAGAAGAAUAUAUUACUAAUGUUAGAAUAGCUAAUGAUUCAAGGGAAGUUGAUAGAAGAGAGAACGAAGGUAUCAAUCGAGAAAAAAUAUAUGAACAACUUGAUGAAGAAUCCGAGUCAGCUCAAGAGCUCUUCAACAAUAUUGCUGAGAAAUGGGCGUCUAUUCAAAAUCACAAUGAUCCUCUUCAAAUUAACGAGGAUAUUAUGGAACAAAAAGAGAAGUGCGAUAUGCUAAUAAGCCAAAAGGAUGCGAUUAUAGCAAUGCUUAAUGAAGAACUAAAAAAAGCGGAGAGAACGUUUACGAAGGAUCAAGUGAAGCAAAAUCAAGAUAUUAACACUUUAGCGCAACGCAUUGAAAAACAGAUUACGUUCAUGAGGAAAGCAUACAGACACGAGCUAAAUAUAAUGGAGGAAGUGAUUCUGAAAGAGCGGGAAAAUUUAAUAGAUUCAACCGAUAAAAAAUGGGAAGAGUUAUUUUGCAAACGGGAAAAUCAAGAAAUAUCAAACACCGAUAAGAAAUUUGAGCAACUUGAGGAAUUUAAUGCCAGAAUGGAUCAGUUGCGCACUGAAUUUCAAGAUUAUUAUAGAGAAACGAAAAUUAAAUUAGAAAACGAUAUUGAAGAACUACAAAUAGAGCUUGAAAAAAUUAGAGCUUUGGCUUUACUGAAUAGUGAAAAGCUCGAUUAUAAUUAUCAGAUAUUAAAGAAGCGGGAAGACGAGAAUAUAAUCAUAAAAUCUCAACAGAAAAGAAGGAUGAACAAGUUACAAGAUUUUAUAAAUAAUUUAAGAGGAAAGAUUACGGAAUAUGAAACUAACACUACCAAUCAAAUUAAGAAACUAUCCGAUAAUAUUAAGAAAUUACAUAAAUCGAUAUUAGAUGUGGACGCCAAAGCUGACCGAUUCGCUCGAGUUAACGAUGAAAAGUUUCACAUGGUAUGGGAGAUGAAUCGUCAACGUGUUCAUAAUGUUCUCAAAAGAAUUUUGGACACUGACAGGAUCCUGUACGAGCAACAAAUGGGUAUCGAUUGGGAACCACCUCCCAAUUUUGUGGUAGAGAAAAAAGCUCUACUAAGUUAUAAACUGGCUCUUACUACACUCUCAUCGGAUAAUAUCAUUGAUGCGGAAAAAUACAAAUCGAGGUCAGCAGCAAAAAAUCAGAAAGGAGAUAGACCUUCUCUGAAAGGCGUGCGCGAUGAAACAUUGGUACUUCCGGAUGAGACUUCGAGCAAGAACUAUCAAAGAGUCAUUAAACACAUUUUAGAAAAAAUAUCCGAUAAAUCUGGUUUUCUUGCCGAACGGCGUUUGAAAACAUUGCUGAAGGGAUACGAAGACGAACAGAAACAUUUAGUGAGAUUGGACAACGUCUUUAAGGCUCUUGGAAUCGAAGGCGCUUCGAAUAUUGAUAUGUUAUUUAAACACUUUCAACCUUAUACAUUUUGUCCAACUUGUCAAGGAUCUAUGGUUGUAUCCUCUGCCAAAUUAGAUGGUAAAGACAGUACGUGUGUCUCACAAGUUUACUCUAUGUACUCAAAAAUUGGAGAAGCUGAAACAGUCAUACCAGAACUGGUUGAAGUGAUGGAAGCCGUAAGACAACCCGACGCCGUUUUUGACAUUGUGGUAUCUGAUUUGGUGACAACUGUCGAUUUAUAUGACGAAUUAAAAAGUGCAGAACCAUCGUAUAUGGAAGGGGUAGAGGAUAUUUGCGGUGGAGCUAAUUUAGAGGUUUAUAGAGAAAAAGACAAAGAUAAAGCAAAGGGUACUUCAGCUCGAAUAAGACUCUCACGUACAAAUAUUAAUGUGGACAUGUGGCAGUGUCAAUACAAACAUUCUUUGGUUAUUAGUUCUGUUUACAUAUUGAAAGCCUUACGAGAAUUUGUUACUUCUUAUUAUGUUAAAAAUGUUGGACUACCCACAACUGGAUCUCGAUUAGAGAAAAAGCGUCUAACAAUUUCUCGUCUUUUAUCUGAAGCCGAUAUGAAUAGUUAUUGGGAAAAAUUUAAGCUAAAUUUUGGAGAAGACAGAGUAAGAGUAUGGAAAGCUCUUUUAGUCGGAUUAAAGAAAUACCACGAUAUUCUGAAAGAUAGAAAAAAUAUUUGCAAUGAGGUAUUGAGACUGAGAAAAGAAAAUACAGAAUUAAAAAGAUUGCUAGCAAAUUACCUGGACCACCACGAAUUUCUUCCGGCUAGUUGUGCCAAGGAAAGAGAAAAUAGUAUUCUUCAUAAAUAAACCAUUACACUAUUAUUUUAUUUUAUACUUUUAUUACACAUUUAGAAACAAUAUAAAGCUAUUAUUAUAUUAA
Molecule: messenger RNA, 2629 nt
Organism: Sitophilus oryzae (rice weevil)
Lineage: Eukaryota; Metazoa; Arthropoda; Insecta; Coleoptera; Curculionidae
Product: dynein regulatory complex protein 1 homolog
Exons: 13
Coding region: 94-2556 (820 amino acids)
Biological process (GO): regulation of cilium movement; axonemal dynein complex assembly; cilium-dependent cell motility
Cellular component (GO): axonemal dynein complex; axoneme
Source: RefSeq, a predicted model, not a curated record